This is a messenger RNA of Lutzomyia longipalpis, 1088 nucleotides long. It is a transcript of the gene TfIIEbeta, whose product is annotated as general transcription factor IIE subunit 2. Gene Ontology annotation, cellular component: transcription factor TFIIE complex. Gene Ontology annotation, biological process: transcription initiation at RNA polymerase II promoter. Lineage: Eukaryota; Metazoa; Arthropoda; Insecta; Diptera; Psychodidae. The coding region runs from base 141 to 1013 and encodes 290 amino acids. The transcript has 5 exons. The record is from RefSeq and is a predicted model, not a curated record.
ACGUUUUGUUUUCCUUUCUCUCAGCGCAGGGGAAUCAAUCAAAACUCUUGCGAAAAUCGUGAAUUUUCAUAUUUUCCGGAGGUUUUGAAGUGAAAAUUUGUAAAUAGAACAUUGUGGGGUGUUCAAGAAGUUCCUCAAGAAUGGAUCCAGCACUUCUCCGAGAGCGAGAAGCGUUCAAGAAACGCGCUAUCGCGACUCCUACUGUGGAGAAGAAGAGUCGCCCAGAAGGAUCAUCCCAGCAGAGAGAUGAGAGCAAGAAGAAAAUCCGUCCACCCAGCAGUGGUCCAAAGCUCGAUAGCUCAAACUACAAAACAAUGACAGGAAGUUCUCAGUAUCGCUUCGGGGUACUGGCAAAGAUCGUGAAGCAUAUGCGGACACGUCAUCAGGAUGGGGAUGAUCAUCCACUGACAAUGGAAGAGAUUCUCGAUGAGACAAAUCAACUUGAUAUCGGUUCGGGGGUGAAGAAUUGGCUCCAAACUGAGGCUUUGAUGAAUAAUCCCAAAAUUGACGUGAUCGAUGGGAAUAGAUUUGCCUUCAAGCCAGUCUAUCGGAUCCGGGAUGGGAAGAGUUUGCUAAAAUUACUGAAGCAGCAUGAUUUGAAGGGAUUAGGUGGGGUACUACUGGAGGAUGUUCAAGAAUCUCUGCCACACUGUGAGAAAGCCCUGAAGAAUCGUGCCAGUGAGAUUGUCUACAUAACACGGCCAAUUGAUAAGAAGAAAAUUCUCUUCUACAACGACAAAACGGCCAACUUUGUCGUUGAUGAGGAAUUCCAGAAGUUCUGGCGAGCUGUCACGGUGGAUGCAAUGGAUGAUGGGAAGAUUGAUGAGUACCUGGAGAAGCAGGGAAUACGCUCAAUGCAGGAUCAUGGGAUUAAGAAGCCCGUCCUGCCAAAGCGGAAAAAGCCCCCGAAUAAGAAGAGGCAAUUCAAGAAGCCGCGCGAUAAUGAGCAUCUUGCGGAUGUUCUGGAAACCUACGAGGAUAACACGCUAACACAGAAGGGGGCUACUGCGUAGGUGCCAAAGCAGGUUUCACCAGAAAUUCCUCUCAAAUCCCAUAAAAAGAAUAAAAUUUGAUAAUGGCCAAUUGAA